AUGGCAGCAAACCCCUUUUCCGCUGUUCCAUACGAAAUUGCGGCUCAUAUCCUGAGUUUUGUCCCACGCUCUGACCUCCCGACUGUGUGCCUGGUCAAUAAAUCACUUUGCGGCUGUGCUGAACCCAUUCUCUACUCUGAUAUUAGCCUCGAAUGGAGUCAUCGGCAGAAAAACCCGCCCAUCACUCCUCUAUUACAAAAGCUUUUCCGCAGACCAGAGCUGUUCAACUGCGUCGGUGUCGUCUCGCUAACUGGGGAUGAUUUUGUUGGGAGUAACCCUUCUCCCCCUGUGACGGCCACAGAAUCUGCAGUGGUGGAGCUUGAACGCAUCAUCAAAAGCUUCGACGCUCCAUUUACCGACGUCUGGGUAAAGAAACUCCGAGAAGGCAGUAUGGACGCCUUUGCCGCUCUAUUGAUAGCGCCUCUCUCCAAGAUCCGCCGCCUCACCAUCACAGACAAUUAUAUCCAAUGGCUUGAUCUCAUUGGCAAAGUCCUCCGGUUAAAGGCUAUCGGACAGCAUCUGCCCAGAUUUGAACGGCUGAAACUCAUCGUCUACUUCCACGGGCUUGAUCGUUAUACGCCCACGCUCCCGCACAGGGUUGAUGAAGUCAUGGCUCUCCUCUCUGUACCAACAGUCACCCACCUGGCGGCUCAUAUCGGCGGCACUGAGAUUUUCCACUGGCCCGCAGGAGAACCCGAUCUCAGUUGCUUAACCUCGCUAGACCUGGAAGGGUGCUACGCAGCUUUCAUGUCAAAGAUGCUCGCCCUGACUCGGAACCUAAAGUCGCUUUCCUGGCGAUGGGAAUAUGUGCCUGAGACAGGUGAUCCUUGGAUGAACAACUAUCUUGACUUGGACGCAAUCAUCUCGGCCGUACUACAUGUCAGAGAAACUUUGGAGAAACUCCGGUUUAGAAUCACUCUCGGCAACUAUUUUCUUGGUGGUAGACCUGCCAUGGAUGUCUCGGGCUCGUUCGAUGGUCUUAUCAACUUGAGGCGGUUAACCGAACUCGAUGUGCCGUUCGCAUGUCUGACAGGCUUUGGAAUCAAGCCCCAACCUCUGGAUCGACAUGUUCCUCGCAGCGUUGAGACACUUUCUCUCUCCACAGGUAUGCUCUGGCAUGAUACAGUUCUAUGGGCUCUGGGUGAUAGGCGGCCCAAUGACUGGGAUGUUGCGCAGCAGCUUCGAGAAUUUGUCAAGAGAAUCCCCACCAGGCUGCCACACCUACAUCUUGUCAAGAUUAUUGAUGAUAUUGGCGGCUUUAGAAACGGCAAACUCGAUGAGAUACUCGCAAAGCACCCUUUGCGUGAAGAUAUCGAGAUUGUGCACGACUUUCCACCCCUUUGGCGACUUCUGUAG
Clonostachys solani is the source of this 1356-nucleotide messenger RNA. The record is from the annotation of a GenBank genome assembly. Lineage: Eukaryota; Fungi; Ascomycota; Sordariomycetes; Hypocreales; Bionectriaceae.